AUGUCUGACGAUGGUAUAUGGAAUAAAUUAGAUGUUUAUGAAGAUGUGGUAGCUAAUGCUGUUUUGACAUGUGAAGACAUGGAUACAAAAUGUGUCAUGUUUGCCCAUGAGACAGCUUUCCAACAAAGACCAAAGGAUGAGGGUGUUAAUAAACUCAUCAUAGAUACCAGGACUAAAUUUAGAACUAAUAAAAAAACUGAAAUUCAUGCAAGACUCUUGAAACAAUACAAAGAUACAAUUGAAGCAUCAGUGGAAGAAGGAGCACAUGAAGCUGUCAAGGAAAACACUGGCAUAACCAUUCUGUACAAGCGUAUUGAGGAAUCAAAAGAAUUAGAGACAGUAACCCAGCAGCCUAAUGAAAGGAAACAUCAAGUAACUACUGAAUCUCAAGUUGAACGUUCAGUAACCUCGCAGCAACGAAAUCAAGCAUUAGAAAAGGCAAAAAUGGAUAUUGAAACCAUGCUUAAAUCUAAUGUUGAUUUCCAUGACAAAGAGGAGUAUGCCACGUUAUUGUUAUGGGAUUUUGCAGGAGAUGAAGAAUUUUACCACACCCAUCAAACUUUUUUGUCCUCAGAUGCAAUUUAUCUUGUUGUAACAAAACUCAAUGAAGCUGACGACAAAAAUGCACAAGAUUUAUUCCAAUUAUGGAUGGACUCAAUACAUUGCUACAGUAGACUGGAACAGGACAACAGUAGUCCUGAUGACAGCAAGACAACAUCAGAUGAUCUUGAUCCACCAGUAGUUAUUAUUGGCACUUGGAAAGAUGCUGUAACUUCAGAUGAAGAAGAGAUAGAAGAUGCAUGCAGGAAAAAGCUGUUUACAUAUACUGAAAAAAUGACAAAAGAUGAACGCGGACAUAUAAGGUGUGACUAUUUAAUUUCUAAUACAGAGGAUAAUAACAAUGUAUUCCAGCAAAUACGACAAGAUAUUGUGAACUUAGCCAGAACAAUGAGAACAUGGAACAUAGAUUAUCCCUUAAAAUUCAUUCAGCUCGAACAAAGACUUCAAGAGAAGAAGAAGGAGUUACCAAUUAUUUCCUAUCAAGAAAUAAGGGUUAUCUCUUCUGAAACGCCAAACCCAUUGAUUGACAAGGAACUCAUGUUGUAUUUGUUAUUUCACCAUGAAAUCAGAGCUCUGGUUUAUUUCAAGGAUCUUCCAGAUUUUAUUAUUUUAGAUACACAAUGGUUGUCUGAUGCUUUUAAAUGUAUAAUAACAGCAGAGAAAUUUCGAGCUCGUAGCAUAAAGCAUCAAGAAGAAUGGAAGGAAUUUCUCUGUAAAGGGAAAUUACAUUGGGAAGUUGUAGAAGAUAUAUUCAAAAAAGAACAAAACAUUUUGUACAAACACAAAGAUCAUGUACUGAAUGUCAUGGAUAAGUUUGAUAUAAUCAUACAUCCAAAUAUAUCAGAGAGAGACACUGCUGAUAACAAACCUUGCUAUUAUGUACCUUGCAUGAUUAAAGAAGAACCUGAGUGUGACAUAUAUGAAAUGUUUAAUGUGACAGAAGGUAUCUGUAAAAAAUCCACAUGGUUAUGUUUCAUGUUCAGGUUUCUACCACCACCUCUAAUAAAUCAUUUGAUUGCUGCACUAUCCAGAAAAUAUGAAGUUGCACAGGUUGCCGCUAAGCAACAGAAAAAGCAUAUUGCUCUUUUCAGAGGUUCUGCUGUCUUUGAGUUACAGAAGACAAAAAAAUUAAGAAAAUUGCUUGUAAUGAAAUGUUCAAAUGUUAUUCAAAUUCAGGUUUGGCAGUUUGGGAAACAUAUCAAAAAAGGUUUGUACAAAUACAUUGCUGACUAUGUGACCGAUGAAAUGACAAAGUUAAUAAGCACAAGAUUUAAGAUGUCCAAUGUAAAAUUUGAGAAAAAGUGGGAAUGUGGACUAACAAAACCAGAGUUUGUUACAGGAUCGAAUAACUUUAGUGAGGAGGAGGAUACAAUAUAUUACUGUGAGACCUGUACAACUACACACGAGUUUACAGAUGAAUGGUCUGAUCUACAACAUAGAAUAACUUAUUUCACCAACGAGGAAAUAAAUUUUACAAAGAUGGGGAUGGUUGCUCUGAAUAUUCUUACUGAUGUUUUAUACGACCUUUUAAAACCAGAUAAACAACAUCUACGUCCAAGGAGUGAUUGUGAUAUAACAUACUUGUACAGUGAGCACAGGAGACUAAACAAACAUAUUCCAACUAAUGGAUGGGGAGGGGUAUGGAACGCUCUUAAAGUUACAGACAUAGCUAUUGGAGAUGAUAUUGAGCGCAUAAGACUAACAAGGAAUGAUCUACAACACUCAGGGGAAUUUGAACUUGGAGAUACACGUUUUAAUGAGUUGUGUAACAUAUUAAGUGAUCUUUUAAAACGGUUUGAUCAAUGUAACAAACCAGCAAGGCUUUAUACAGAUCACCUGAAUACAAUUUUAACUAAAACCAUUUCUGCCGAGGAAGUUGAUGAAAUAUUAGGAAUGGAUAUUGAAGUUGAAAUUAUUCCAACACAAUAG
Messenger RNA from Mytilus trossulus (common blue mussel), 2490 nucleotides. RefSeq lists its product as uncharacterized. Lineage: Eukaryota; Metazoa; Mollusca; Bivalvia; Mytilida; Mytilidae. The transcript is spliced from 7 exons. The record is from RefSeq and is a predicted model, not a curated record. The coding region runs from base 1 to 2490 and encodes 829 amino acids.